UCCCUCGCGCAGCAAAGUAUGCGAUUCAAUCAAAGCCGGGCGGAGUUUUAGUAUGAAGCGUGAGGGUUAAAACGCUUGCGAGCUAAGCACAAAAGUAGGCAGAUUUAUAUAUACACAAUUCAUAUUUUACAGUGAUAGGAAAAGAAUUUGACGGUAAAAAUGACGACGACCACCACUUUUCAAGGCAUGGACCCAGGUGCAAAAAAUAGCUCAAGGGUACUGCAACCACCGGGUGGAGGCUCUAACAUCUCCUUUGGAACAGAUGAGGAAAAGCCUGUCACUCGCAAGAACAGAACUGCCUCUAACAUUUUUGCAGAACCUGAGGACCCUCAUGCUCACCGGAGGAACAACCCACCUGGAGGGAAGCCCACAGGUGUUUUGAUUGGAGAGCCGUCAGCCCCACUUCGGCGAUGUCACCCCCAGCCUGUUGUUCAGAACAAUUCUGUGUCUGAGGAGGCCACCACUGGGGAUGGAGACCAUGAGAAGCCAAUUGCUGAAAAUGCAGAGGAGCCAGUGCCUGUCCAGGAGCAGGAGGGGGGACCACCACAGCCCUCAGCACCUACACAGUCUAAUGAAGCCCCCACUGGCCGGAGAAACCCCCCAGGGGGCAAGUCCAGUCUCAUCCUCGGUUGAGCUUGCUUGUCUUUAACUUCCUCAUCCUGAUUUUUACAAAAGAAUCUCUCUCCUCUGUUUGUGAGCCAUAGAAUUCUGUCAUCCUGCCUAUUGUUUUUAUAUACCUUUUUUUUUCUCUAAAUCUUUGACAGAAGCACUUUAUGUAACUCCUAUGUUUCAGCCCAUCUUGUAGUGCAUCGGGCCUGCUGGAAAAGGCAUGUGGUUUAGGUUGUUUUUCCAUUCUUGAUUGUUAAAGAUUUGUCCUGUGUGAUUUCUAACUACAAUAAAGACUGACAUGAAGUUGUAGCUUUCGAUCCAUAUUCAUUGUUGAGAAAUUGCAUGUAUGUCUCGUAUGUAUGUCUUGCUCUGGAUGAUGAAACUAAAUUUCUCUGCUGGAAAUGUUUUGGUUAUUGAUUGAUUGGUUUUAGAAACAAAUUUCUCUUGCUGGUCAGGUCACUAUGUGGUAAUGUAAUGAUUUAAAUGUACAAAACAUUUUGUUUCAUGUGGCGAAUACUUGGUGUGGCAUGGUGUAUGUUCACAACUCUUUCAAUUGAAAUUGCCAUGUAGGGUUUUAAAAUGUCCACAUGGGGGUGCUUUUCUGUCAAUCAGCCUUAUCUUUCCAGUUUUCCUCUCUGACAAAAAGUAAAAACUGUAAUGUAAUACUUUAUGGGUUUAAACAUACUUUUGUACUUAUGUAAACACAUCAUUGUCAAACAUUGUUUAACUUGCAUUUUAUUUCGUCCAUAAUCCAUAUUUGGCAGGACAUGCUCUGCAUUUGUUACUGAUGGCUCGUUUAUAACUAACAGCUGUAGGAACCUAACAAUUAGUGUAAUGUGCCGUGUGCAUGCACACUGCACAUAACUUGAUUCGAGGAAACUAUAAAAGUGACCUUAUGAAAGAUUUGGGAUGCAUAUCACUUAUGACACUGUUAGUUCUGUAUGACCACAACUUUUAGUAAUGGUCAUAAGUAUUUGUUUGUAGGCUUUAAUACCCACACUCAUUUUAGUUGCAUGACAUUGCUGUUUCUACCUAAAUCUACCAAAGGCCUUUUUGUAUUAGUAUUUUAUUACAGUUUUCUUUAGACAUUGGCUUGAUGGGCAUUUUCACUAGCAGAUUUUUACCAUUUGCAACAGUAGAUGCCUUUGCUUGUAUUAAAACAUAAUAUGGCAUUCAUUAAUUGAAAUAAGGUAAAAUGUGGAACCCGUAUUAGUGUAAACAUGGAUUUCUGCUUACCUGAAGUGUUUGGUGUGAAGAAGUGCAUAAAUCUCUAGGCUUGCUAUUUUCAUUCUGUUAACUUUUUUUUUUUCAUAGUAAACUAAUAAAAACUGCAAUGUAUUCACUUAGUGGGUGCCAUUAUCCUGAGUAACCUGUAGAGUUUGUAGUCAGUACUGACUGAAUUCUCAACCAUACUUUCAAUUUGGCUGUCUAAUAAUCCCCCUGUUUAAUUGGUUAAAUAAUUCCCUUGUUCUCCACUUCAGCUCAUGUGUGGUGGAUGCUUGAUGCAAUAUGGCUGGCAUGCAUCACCCAGGUGGGUGCAAAACUUCAGUGGUGGUUGAGGUUGGUUAUCCUUCACUGUAAAGAACUUUGGGGGUAGCAAUGUAAAUCUAGUCCAUUAUUAUCACAACUGCAAAGUACUUUACAAAUGAAGAAUUUUCCCAAAUUUCCCUGCCUGGGGAUCAAUAAAGUGUUAUCUCUUAUGCUAAGAAUGCACAGCUCAUUAUAUAUGGCAAUGAAACCAUGAAAUUAUUACAAAAAAUGAAAGUUACUCACUUAGAUCCACAUAUACAGGUGUUGCUUAAAAUGCAUAUGUAAUGAAUGACAGUGCUUCAUUCCACAGGGACAUCACUGCCCAGGUGCAGUGUGGGUAGUUGAGUCCAGGAAGGAGGUAGGGGGCCAGAAAAACAACCUCUGAUAGUGGAGCGGUGUGGUUGGGAUAAGUAGUGGCAAAACAGAUAGACAGCCGUGAAUGGAUGAGAAGUCCAAGCACACAGCACAUGAGGGAGGGCGGAGCAUUGGGUUGGCAGCAAGGUUAAAGCCAUGUCGUUAUUACUGGUGGUGAAGCUUAUUUGUUGGCAAAAAAUAAUUGCUCUGCAACACACAUUGUACGUCUAUGAGUGGAAAUGUUUAUUUUGAUGUAAGAAAAAAAAAAAUGCAGCUACGGCCCUGAUUGUUCUAUUCACACUGGUGUUUGCUGCUAAAGUCAUCUGGGUGAUAUCAGACAGUAUGUGGAACGCCUUAGUAGGUUUCAUUUUUGA
This is a messenger RNA of Megalops cyprinoides (Indo-Pacific tarpon), 2867 nucleotides long. RefSeq names its product Jupiter microtubule associated homolog 1a (gene jpt1a). Gene Ontology annotation, cellular component: nucleus. The transcript is spliced from 5 exons. Lineage: Eukaryota; Metazoa; Chordata; Actinopteri; Elopiformes; Megalopidae. The record is from RefSeq and is a predicted model, not a curated record. Bases 160 to 633 code for a protein of 157 amino acids.